Messenger RNA from Mesocestoides corti, 972 nucleotides. Lineage: Eukaryota; Metazoa; Platyhelminthes; Cestoda; Cyclophyllidea; Mesocestoididae. The record is from the annotation of a GenBank genome assembly.
AUGGCGGCGAAGGCGGUGGCAUGGUGGUUUACCGGUUCGAAGAGCAUGUUCUCGGAAAUGAUGCAUUCGGUAGCUGACACUCUCAACCAGAUUUUACUCGCCUAUGGACUUCGUUUCUCCCUUCAGCGACCAGAUGUGGAUCACCCGUACGGCUACCAGCGGAUGCAAAGUAUCUCCUCGCUCAUUAGCGGCGUUGGGAUCUUUUUCCUCGGCUCAGGGUUCACCUUCUAUCACGCCGUCCAAGGUCUCAUAGUGCCACACGGACUUGACGAAACCUCUGUUUACGGGGCCAUUGCCGUCACCAUCGGGUCGCUUCUCUCUGAGGGCUCCACCCUCCUUAUGGCCUAUAGAGAGGUGAAGGCGAAAGCGGCGGAAAGUAAAUUUGACUCCAUCCGGGCCUACCUUGAGUCAGGUACAGCCAAUCCGAGCACGUCCGUGGUCCUCUUGGAGGAUACCGCCGCUGUUUUAGGAGUCCUCGUGGCCACCGGCGCCCUCUCCGCCUCCAUCUGGACUGGUGCUACGUGGCCAGAUACCGUAGGAGGCAUUGCAAUUAGUGGGAUACUCGCUGCAGUCGCCGCAUUCAUAAUUCGAACGAACACGGAUAUUCUCCUGGGAAAAUCUAUUUCAUUGGAGAGGCAGGAGAAGAUAAUGCGUUUCAUCGACAAUGUGAAAAUUAUUCGGGGAACCUACGAUACUAAAGCCAUGCUCAUGGGUGGUGGUGAUUCAGUUCGGCUUAAGGUUGAGGUCGAUGUCGAUGGACGCGAAUUGACUCGCCGAUACCUUGAAACCAUGCAGCUUGACGUGCUACUUGCGGAAAUCAACACCAUCAAAACAGAAGAACAGAUGGUCCAUUUCAUGCUGAAGCACGGAGACCAGAUUGUUAACACCCUAGGCGCCGAAAUCAAUCAAAUUGAGGAAGGAUUGAAGAAAGAAUUUCCCGACAUAAAGCACAUCGAUAUCGAGAUCAACUAG